AUGGUUCGCGGGCCUAAGAAGCACAUGAAGCGGCUGAACGCGCCCAGCCACUGGAUGCUGGACAAGCUGGGCGGCAUUUUCGCCCCCAAGCCGUCGCCCGGCCCCCACAAGCAGCGGGAGUGCCUGCCGCUGCUGCUGGUGCUGCGCAACCGCCUCAAGUAUGCGCUGACCGGCAAGGAGGUCAAGUCCAUCCUGAUGCAGCGCCUGGUCAAGGUGGACGGCAAGGUGCGCACUGACACCACCUACCCUGCGGGCUUCAUGGAUGUGAUCGACAUCGACAAGACGGACGAGCACUUCCGCCUGCGGUGUGGGCAGUAG
Monoraphidium neglectum is the source of this 318-nucleotide messenger RNA. Its product is annotated as 40S ribosomal protein S4-C. The record is from RefSeq and is a predicted model, not a curated record. The coding region runs from base 1 to 318 and encodes 105 amino acids. Gene Ontology annotation, cellular component: ribosome; cytosolic small ribosomal subunit. Gene Ontology annotation, molecular function: structural constituent of ribosome; RNA binding. Gene Ontology annotation, biological process: translation. The transcript is spliced from 5 exons. Lineage: Eukaryota; Viridiplantae; Chlorophyta; Chlorophyceae; Sphaeropleales; Selenastraceae.